AUGUGGAAAUCGCCAAUAGCCUUCCUUCUAAUUGCAGCCGCCAUUGGCCUGGCUCCUAUUGCCGAAGCAAGAAUCUACGAUCGCUGUUCAUUGGCCAGAGAACUACAGAUCUUGGGUGUACCCCGUUAUGAGCUGUCCAGCUGGAUUUGUAUUGCCGAGCGAGAAUCGACCUAUAAUAGUUAUGCUGUUGGUCCGCCCAAUUGGGAUGGUUCUCAUGAUUAUGGUAUCUUUCAAAUAAACGAUAAAUAUUGGUGUGCACCACCCAGUGGCGCCUUCAGUCAUAAUUUGUGUAAAAUCAACUGUAAUGACCUGCUGUCGGAUAGCAUUGCUGCAGAUUUACAAUGUGCCCGCUUAAUCUUAAGGGAGCAGGGUUGGAAGGCAUGGUCGGUGUGGCAAUAUUGCAAUAAUGCAUUGCCAUAUAUUGAUGAUUGUUUUUAA
Musca vetustissima is the source of this 438-nucleotide messenger RNA. RefSeq names its product lysozyme 2-like. Gene Ontology annotation, molecular function: lysozyme activity. NCBI's taxonomy places the organism in Eukaryota, Metazoa, Arthropoda, Insecta, Diptera, Muscidae. The record is from RefSeq and is a predicted model, not a curated record. The transcript has a single exon. The coding region runs from base 1 to 438 and encodes 145 amino acids.